AAUAUUCGGACUAAACACGAUAAUAUUCGGAUAAGUGGUGCGUUUUCAAAUAAAAUAGCACAUGUGAUAUUCCCUGUCAGUUUUUAUGAAUGUAUAAUUUAUACAUUACUUUACUUGUUAAAAAUUCUGGAACGACUUUCGGUUAAUAUUGGCAACAUGUUUGGCCAAUGGGUUUAGGUGUGAAUUGUGUAAUCACAGUUGCUUUGUACAAUCAACGAUUAUGAUGACGUCUGCUGUAUAUUCAAUUUUGUAGUUUUGAUCACCUGAUGUGAGCGAUGUGUGGUGUGUGAUGAAGAUUGUGCUUUUUCAUUUUAGACUAUUUUUACUAUGCCGCAGCGAGAAAUAAUCUAAGUUGUAUACGUUUAAAACACGAUAAGAGUUGCAUGUACUUCAUGGUGGAGGAAGGUUAGCGUAUGAGAGGAAAGUAGUAGAGUAAUGCUGAGUAAUGGGCACCAAGAAGAACCCAUCUCAAAGCAAAACUAAAGUCUCUAACAGUAACUUCAGAAAGGGCCAAGGAUAUUUGUCACGUGCUCACAAUGAGGCUGGUUCCUCAUCUGAUGACAGAACUGAUCGCACGGAAUUUCAUCACUUGACUAAAGAACAGCUUAAAGCAGAAUUGAAGAAACGUGGCUUAAAAGUGCAUGGGAGUAAAGCGGACUUGUUGCAGAGACUGAAUAACACUAUGCCUACAACACUUAAAAGGAAACCCGAAGGAUCAACCAGGCAUUCAAAUGGUGACAGUACCUCCCUUAGAGAGGUUUUUACGAGUAAAGAAGAGGAAGUACUAGAUAGAAAAAAAUUAGUACUUUGGCGGCAGCCUUUUAGGACAUCAAAGUAUUUUCUUCAGGAAUUGAUAGUUGAUCUCCAGUAUUACGGUUCAAAGUUGCUGUAUCAUCGGACAACUGUUGCUGCAUGUAUUGUGCUUCUAGUUUUCUUCUUCAUGUUUUUCAAUACAGCUGGUCCCCAUCAGCAGUAUGUACAGGUGCUGCGGUCAAAGAUGGUAUGGUGCCUAUACUGGGUGGGGCUGGGAGUCUUGUCUUCUGUAGGCCUUGGCACAGGCCUGCAUACAUUCCUGCUCUACCUCGGCCCGCACAUUGCGUCUGUUACCCUUGCAGCCUAUGAAUGUGGCAGCUUGAACUUCCCAGAGCCACCUUAUCCUGAUGAAAUCAUAUGCAGUGAUCACCCAGACCAACAGUGGAAGGCCAGCAUCUUGAAUAUCAUGGCAAAGGUGCGAUUGGAGGCAAUGAUGUGGGGUGCGGGCACAGCCCUAGGUGAGCUGCCUCCGUACUUCAUGGCACGUGCAGCUAGACUUUCUGGCUAUGAUCCUGAUGAUGAGGAUGAUUUAAAUGAAUUUGAAGAAUUGCAGCGCAAGAAGAAUGAUCCACAGCGAAUGACGACUCUUGAUGCUGCAAAGCUGUUCAUUGAAAGGAUGGUUGAGAAGGUUGGAUUUCUUGGGAUCUUAGCAUGUGCAUCAAUACCAAAUCCAUUAUUUGACUUAGCUGGAAUAACCUGUGGGCAUUUCUUAGUUCCUUUUUGGACGUUCUUUGGUGCUACACUGAUUGGGAAGGCUGUGAUAAAAAUGCACAUUCAGAAGAUGUUUGUGAUAAUUGCAUUUAAUGAAACACUGGUGGAGAAAGCAGUAAGCAUGUUAGCAUAUGUUCCUUACAUCGGUCCCAAACUCCAGGAACCCUUUAAAGAAUAUCUUGUAAAGCAGAAACUGAAACUACAUCGAAGAUCAGGAUCUCCUUUGCCAUCAGAAAGUAAUUUGCUGGCAUCCAUAUUUGAAAAAUUUGUUAUUGCAAUGGUUUUGUAUUUUAUCAUUUCAAUAAUAAACUCAUUAGCUCAGAGUUAUCAUAAACGACUGCAUAAAAGAAGAAAACUUGGGAAACAUGCAUCUGAUUGACAGUGGUCACUCAAUAUAGCAAUUUCUUAUUGAUGGGGUAUGGUAUUAUGUGCAGUAUCUCAUUUCACGUAUCUGCUGCCAUACUGAUGGGAGUGGUGUGUGUGUGUGUGUGUGUGUGUGUGUGUGUGUGUGUGUGUGUGUAGCAAAUGAAACUUGACUUCAGCUUCCUCAAUGUGUAUAAUUAGUCAUUGUUAAGAUCCAAGUAGAUUGUUUUAUUUUUCUGAGAAUACAGUUCCUCAUGUUGCACACAGACUCAACAGUUUCUCGACUAAAUCCCAUAUUACGGUGUACUUGCAUAAAUCGGAACACAGGUCCUUUGCAUGAAGAAAGAGAAGAGUAAUAGAGUAUUGGCUUUCAUUUUGAUUUUUAGAUAAAAAGCCAAAUUUAACCUUUGUGUACCUAUUCCAUAGAAUAUUCAUUUACAUUGAAUUUAAAGAAAAUGUACUUCCCUUUAACAUUCCAUUAUAUAAUAAUUUUAAAACACUUUUGCAGUAUUAUUAUACCUUUCUUUCCUUGGUAUACAGUAACUUAUUGUGAAUAAUUUUAGCUGUAAGAUAAGAGCUAUAGAGACAAUAUUUCUUAAUAGGACCAGAAACUGUGUAGAUACAUUGAGGACAAGAAGUGUCAAGCUCCAUUUGUUAUUUAGUAAAGAUGGCCCUCAAAGUGAAAUGAUGGAAUGUUAUUUUGUUUAUAUUACCUAAUUGAAUUGUGGCUGAAUUUUGACUGAUCAUACAAGUUCAAAACAGUCUGUCUUUGUGUGUUUGUAUAUGAAUUCCGUAUUUCGAAUGCCAUCAAAUUUUCUGCCCAGGCUGUACUUGGUAAUAAUUCAUGUUGUUUUUUUUUUAUACAUAUUCCAAUUUGAUUUUUCUCAUUUUAGUUCUGUUUGAUGUUAAAUUUUAGCACAUAAAUUAAGGAACUUCUUACACAAAUUAGAGAUUGCUUGAAAUAAAAGGUUUAUAGACUUUUUUGAAAAACUGAAUGCUGAAUUUUUGGCUGGUGACAUUACCAGAUUGGCUGUAAUACUUGUUUCCUUAAUGUUCUGGUUUUCCUUAAAUGUUGUACUGUAUACUGCCAUACUUGUAACCUUUUGCGCAAUUAUUAUUCCACUUUCAUUGAGCCUGUUUAUUGAAGUUGGUAAUUGCAUUCACUAUAUUCUGCUCAUUUAUGUCAUAGUAAUGGGAGGUUGCAAAUGUUAAGUGACACAAAUUCGUGUAAAUAACACUUGCCUUCUUGUGUAGUCUGCUAUUAACAUUGAUAAACUAGAUAGAAAAAGGUGAUAAUUUGUAUUGAUAUUGUCUUAAAAUCAGUCAGGCCUUCCAGAUAAGAUUUGGAUCGAGAUUUUUUGGAGCUAUUAAACUUAUUUUGGUUUUGUGGUAUAAUGUAAGCAAGGAAUGAGUGUAGAAAAAUAAUGUAAAUUAUGAUGAGUUACUUAGUCCUACUCCCAAAGAUAAAUAUUACAUUCAAAACAGAGAAAAUACAAAUUAUGGAAUCAGUGUAUUAUAUUGUUUGAUCUGUAGUUCCAACUGAAUUUGCACCUCUGUUAGAUUUCACCACAUUUGUUUCUUAUGUCUUUCUGUAGUAUUUUAAGACAGAAAGUGCUCUUCAGAAUUCAAAGAUGUUGCCAGUAUGUUUAAAGAAUACACUUCUUUGUCUUUCCAUGAUUUUUAUUUAUAUUUACUUUUACUUACUUCUGUUUUGUAACUGUUAAAGUAUUCUAUGCACUAACCAUUACAAUACGCGUGACACAAACUAACAGAGAGCGAUAUUGUGUUCAUACCUUUUAUUAUUAUUACUCUGAUGGUACAUCGUUUCCAUGCUGCAGGUUAAGAAAAAUUUUUCAAAGAAUUAACAAUACAAUGAAGUCUGUUUAAGUUAUUAAGUUAGUUGAAAUAUCUUUACUGUGCAUCAUGUUCUUAUGUAAUUAAAGAGAUGUUCAUAAAAAUAUUCUCACUGCAUUAUUCUUUGUUCAUAAUCAUCAUAAGAGAUGAAAAGCGUUUUUGUUUGUGUACUGGAAUAUUAAAAAAUUUAAAACAGGAAGUCAGCCUGAAAGCUUGGGCAGAGAAUUUGAUACCUGGAUGCAUAAAAUUUGAGAAAUGUAGAAGAGAUCUGUUUAAAUUUAAUUUUGAAUUACCCUCUACCUCAUUGAAAAAUGUAAUUGCAUUUUGUCUUAUUCAGUAUGAGGAUCAUUUUGUGACUUUGUCCAUUACUGAAUGUUUGAGUCCUGUGUCUGUAUUGUUAAUAGAAAUAUUUAUUUUCCUCAUUCCAUUGUGAUAUGUGUUAAUGGUAUGUUUAUUUAGGUAUUGUUACAAAUGCUGUGUUUGAAGCACUUCAGUUAUUGUUAAACUGAAACCUGAGGCUUGUGCACAUUAAAUUUCACAUUGAAAUGAACCACAUUACUGUUCUUUUUUUAUUUUUGUUGCCUUUUAUGUCAGGGAACCUCUUGCAGCUUUUAUAUACAUAUAUGUACAUUUUACAAUGACCAAAGUUUUUAUAAUGUUCCAUAUUUCUACACUAACAUUUUUAAAUUCAAGGCUGAAAGAAAAAUUGCUGAUCUAAGAGCACUUCAGUGUAAAAAGUCUUUCAGACAAACUGUUUCUUAAUAUAUGAUAAAGAAUUGUGCAAUAUUUUAUACUAUAAACCUUUGACCAGAAUUCUCAGAAGUGCAUCCAAUUUUCCUCAUUUCAAAGAGUUGUGUGAUUUCUGUAAAAUCUGUACAGGGAAGCCUUAAAGUUACCUGCUUCUUUUCUACAAUGUAUGUGGAAUAAAAAAUACUUCCGCCUAUCAGUUUUCACUGUAGCCAUAACCAGUAACUGUUACAAAGCAAUUUAAAUUUCCUUAUGGCAUACAGCAAUGAAAUAUCUGUCAUCUUAAAGUCUGCACCGAUCAAUUUUUAUUUUUUUAUAUUACUGUUGUGGCUUUGGAGAUUAUACCGUACUAAUUGUAAAUAUGCCAUAGCUGAAUGAGAGUUUAAAAAACCCUAUGAACUCUCUCUUUCUGCCUAGUGGUAGCAACGCACAAUCUUUACUUGUUUCUCGUAAAUAGAAAUGGUUCAUUGUAUUUUUUAUAGUUUGAGUCAAUCCCUAAAUGGAAAAACUUGAAAUUGGCAUUUCCUGUGAUGCAAUUAUUCUUGAGAUAUGUCUCUGAAAUACUUUUCACUUUGUAAUGGAUUAGGUUGCAUGCCACUUUUACUAUAGUGUAUCCUAUCCGUAAGUCUUUAAAAAUUAGUUGUAUUGAAUUGUAUAUUUAAAGUAUGUUUUCACUGCUGUAUGUUCUUACAUUGAAAUACAGAGAUGCCAGGAGUGUUUUGACUCCCCCUUUCUUUUGUUUUGUGUUCUUCUAUACCAAUGUGAUCUAAGCAUGAUAUUCAAACCGCACUUAUAUGUAGUUCAUGUAUAAGACACAUCCUGGAAAAAGCGAGUUACACAUUAUUAAAAGUGAUCUCACACACUGAGUGAUACAUGUAUAUAGAAACAUACAACUUUACAUGUAUGCUUGACUCUUUUGUAAAGUUUUACCACUUUAUGGUAAAUUUUUAAAAAAAGACAUUCGUCUAGAAUUGGAAUGCCAAAGGGGAAUUGAAAUGUAUUGUUUCUUAAAGAUAAUGUAUCAUAAAUUCAUCACUUCAUGUGGAACAUAUGUACAGUUUUUGUAAUGUUUUGUACAUGUGUGAGGGUAUGUAGCAUUGCUACAGAUAAAUAAAUGCAAUGUUUUAUUGUAUAA
Schistocerca nitens (vagrant locust) is the source of this 5623-nucleotide messenger RNA. It is a transcript of the gene Tango5, whose product is annotated as vacuole membrane protein 1. The transcript has 9 exons. Lineage: Eukaryota; Metazoa; Arthropoda; Insecta; Orthoptera; Acrididae. The record is from RefSeq and is a predicted model, not a curated record. The coding region runs from base 446 to 1903 and encodes 485 amino acids.